Funneliformis mosseae is the source of this 595-nucleotide messenger RNA. The record is from the annotation of a GenBank genome assembly. NCBI's taxonomy places the organism in Eukaryota, Fungi, Glomeromycota, Glomeromycetes, Glomerales, Glomeraceae.
AUGAGUAUAGGUUAUUUAUUCCCCGAAAUAGAUAAUCGAUCCGCGGCAGUCCUCAAUCCAUCAGAGACAUUAAAGUCUCCAGACGAACUUGAGCAAGAGGAUCGUGCUGCGCAAGCAGCGAAAUUACAAGAAUUAAUUCGUAGAGGUCUUCCAUCAGAUUUAGAGGAAGCGAAUGUUCUUAUGAAAAUCAUGGCUGGAUACGAUCCUGAAGCUAAACCUGAUUAUAAGAAGCAAGCCAAUGAAGAAUUAGAUAAAAUUCAACAAAAAACGAUACUUUUGAAUGAUAUGCUUGAUAAUGUUAAAUCUGGUGAAAAGAUAGGUGCUAACGAUAUAUUUGAGGAGUUAUCUCAGGCUUGUAAAGCUGUACAGCCUAAAAUUCAGAAAUUUGUUUCUGAAGAUGAUGACACAGAAAGCAUCGAAUCUUGGCUAAUCGAUUUGGAAGAACCUGAUAAAUCACGAGGUCAAAUUCAAAUUACUGAUGAUUUGCUUGGCCUAAGUGAUUCUAAUAAUAAGGAAUCUUCUGGAAAAGCGGUAUUAGCCGUAUAUACAUCAGAUCCUACUGGACGUUUAAUAUCUCGUCGCGGAAUAAUUAAUG